Torulaspora delbrueckii is the source of this 555-nucleotide messenger RNA. RefSeq names its product Vps68p (gene VPS68). Gene Ontology annotation, biological process: late endosome to vacuole transport via multivesicular body sorting pathway; protein targeting to vacuole. The transcript has a single exon. Lineage: Eukaryota; Fungi; Ascomycota; Saccharomycetes; Saccharomycetales; Saccharomycetaceae. The coding region runs from base 1 to 555 and encodes 184 amino acids. The record is from RefSeq and is a predicted model, not a curated record. Gene Ontology annotation, cellular component: Vps55/Vps68 complex; fungal-type vacuole membrane.
AUGGAAACUGAUCAACGUACGAGGUUGUUCCGUUUACCAUUCAAAUUUCCAAAUUUUGCAGGUUUAAGAAAGAUAUCAGUGUAUUUAUCAGGGGUAUUUUAUGCACUGGGGUUUUGGUUCUUCUUAGAUGCAGUAAUAUACUCAAAACACGCAAAUGCAUCUGAUGUUCAUGUUACAUUUAUCGAUUGGAUUCCAUUCUUAUGUAGCAUUUUUGGGACGUUGAUCGUGAACUCUAUUGAGAAGAACACCCUAUUACAGGGGGCACUAUCUAAUGGUGGGGGGAUGAGUUCAUUUGCAGGUAGUGAUUUGGAUUCUGCAAUGGCAUGGCAAGCCCGUGCUGUGCUGUUCUUUGGAUUUGCACUAUUAGCAGGUGGAUUAUCUGGCUCGAUAGUGGUUCUCAUCAUAAAAUUUCUGGCUAAGGAUUAUAACACUUAUCCAACAGUUGGAAUGGGUGUGAACAAUGUCCUUGGCAAUUUCUUUAUCCUAUUGAGCUGCGUUGUGUUGUGGAUUGCGCAGAACAUGGAGGAUGAAUAUUCAUAUUCAUUAACUCUUUAG